AUGGAUAUUACUGAUUUUGAAAUACCACUAUUUUCUCCUAACAUUACAGAAAUAAAUUUUGCUAUUUUUGACCUGUGGUUAAGAGGAUAUAAUGAAAAAGAGGUGUUAUAUUUACUUCAAAAUAGUUUUUAUUCUAAUUUAAUAAAGAAAAAAAAUGAGGAAAAUAAAAGCAAUGCAGAAAUGUUUAAUAAUAUAAAAAGUGAUAUAAAAAAUGAGUUGAAAAAUAAUGAAAAGGAUAAAUUAUAUAUAGAGAAAGCAAAAGAUAAUGUUUUUUUUGUAAAAAGUAGAAUAGUGAAUUUUUUUAAUACAGAAAAUAAGGGAAAUGAUUAUAGCACUAAUAAUAUUUUUUUUCAAUAUUUUUUGUGCUUAUAUAUAAAACAACAGUUUUAUAUAUUUAAUAUAUUGUCUUAUCACUUAAUGAAUUUAGAUUUACGAUUUUCUCAUUUUUAUAUUCCUAUUAAUAAAAAUAAGAUUCUAAAAUUAAUAAAAAUAUAUUAUAAUAUUGAUAUGAAUUUAGAAAAAGAAAUUGUUAAAUAUAAAAAUAUUAAUAAUAUAACAAAAUAUACCAAUGAUUUGGCAAAACUUACAAACAUACAUAAAAUAUCAGUUAAAAGGCAAAUAGAGAAUAUAAAAAACAUGUGGAAAUAUAUAUUAAAUAUAUACGAAAGAAGAGAUAUAAACAUAAGUAAAUUACACAAAAAAAGAAGAAUAAGCAUAUCAAGAAUAUUAAAAUAUAUUAAAACCAAUUUUCGACUUUAUAAAUAUUUUAUAAAAAGAGAAAGCGUUUUAGAAACUAAUGAUAAUAAUCAAAAUAAAUCUUUUUUAUUUAAAAAUAAAAAAAGAAGGAAAGGAAAAAAAAAAGGGAAAAAAAAUAAAUCAAAAAAUAAAUUUUUUCAAUAUAAUAUAAUAAAAAUAUUAGAAAAUUUAGUAGGCAUUUCUUUAGCAAAAAGAUAUUUUCGUUUAUAUUGGAUAUUAGCAUAUCAAAUAGAAAUACCUAAAAAAAUUAAUAUUGCAUAUAGUUAUUUUAAUAAUAUCAUUUUAUUACUAUUAGAAAAAUUACAAAUUAACGAUUUAAUAUUAUCAAAAGAAUAUAUAAAUAUAAGUAAAAGUAUAUACUCUACAUAUAAAAGUAAUAAAAAUAUAGAUAUCUUAAAAAGUAAAUUAUUCAGUGCUUCAGAAAUAAAUAGUUCUUUAAAAAGCAAAUGUUUUAUUCGACUUAAAUGUAUUCUAAAUAUGUUGUGUUGUUUCAGAAAUUCUUAUGAAAUGACAAAAUUUUUUUUAAUUUUCAUUGAAUUACAAAAGAAUGAAUCUUUCCCAAAUGAGCAAACCUUUAUAAAACAAAAUAUUGGAAAUAAUAUAUUUGUUAAUAGAAUUAUGAGUUUUAUAAAAGAAGCCGAAAGUUAUUCUAAAACAAAAAAAAUAGAAGAAGACAAUAAAAAGGAAAAUGAAAGAGUUAAAAUUUUUUAA
This is a messenger RNA of Plasmodium relictum, 1467 nucleotides long. RefSeq names its product conserved Plasmodium protein, unknown function. The coding region runs from base 1 to 1467 and encodes 488 amino acids. Gene Ontology annotation, cellular component: nucleus. The record is from RefSeq and is a predicted model, not a curated record. The transcript has 4 exons. NCBI's taxonomy places the organism in Eukaryota, Apicomplexa, Aconoidasida, Haemosporida, Plasmodiidae.